Molecule: messenger RNA, 231 nt
Organism: Peniophora sp. CBMAI 1063
Lineage: Eukaryota; Fungi; Basidiomycota; Agaricomycetes; Russulales; Peniophoraceae
Source: the annotation of a GenBank genome assembly
AUGUGUGCGCUCAAGGUGGAAGUUGAUGGGCCUCGACUCUGCAGACCAUCGGCCGAGUAUCUUUGGGAGCUGUCAGCGAUUCAAUCUACACGCCCGCUUGGCUUCCUCUUCUUCCCUCGGCGCAUCGCUUUCCGUGCCAUACUGCACUUCGGCUCUAGUCCAGAGCCUGUAGCAGGACUGCUGGAUCGUUGUGAAGACCAGUCCAGCAGGACUAUAUUCAUGGGAUCCUGA